Pseudogymnoascus destructans is the source of this 1875-nucleotide messenger RNA. RefSeq lists its product as uncharacterized. The coding region runs from base 1 to 1674 and encodes 557 amino acids. The record is from RefSeq and is a predicted model, not a curated record. Lineage: Eukaryota; Fungi; Ascomycota; Leotiomycetes; Thelebolales; Thelebolaceae. The transcript is spliced from 2 exons.
AUGGCUGGAAAGGGAAAGAAGGGAAAGUCGAAGGGCGGAAACAAGCCCAAGGCUGCGUCCCAGGCUCCCAAGCAGACCCCUGCCGUUGAGGCUGUGGAGAAGGAGGAGGCACCAGUUCCUGCUGCCGAGAAGCUGCGGAAGGAGGAGCCAGUUGUCGCUGAGACGAAGAAGGAGGAGCCAAUUGUCGCUGCUGAGAAGCAGAGGGAAGCGCCAAUUGUCGCCGAGAAGCAGAGGGAUGCGCCAAUUGCCGCUGAGAAGCAACAAAAGGAAGCUCCUCUACCUGCUGCCGUAGGCGCACAGAAGGAUGAUGUGUCUGCCCCCGCCGCUGAAUCGAAGCAAGCUCCCACCAUCGGAGGCGCAAGCGCUGCCGCUCUCGCUGCUGGUAUUGCGUCUACUAAGAGCGAUCUGCUAGCGAACAACAACCCCUUCAUCGCUGCACCCACAAAGGAGGCCAAUCCCUUCGACAGCCCUGCCGUCGCUGCGCCUGUUAAGGAAACCCCAGCACCAGCAACCAAGACCGAAGCAUUCAAAGACGUCCCCAUCCAAUCCAAGGAGACAGCGCCAGCUCCCAAGGUCCAGCAGCCAGAGGUCGCCGUGCCCGCGCACGCGACUCCACCUGCCAGCACAAACCCCUACACGCAGCCUCUCAAGACCAGCAACGAAGCCGUUGCCCAAGCCGAAGCCGCCGACGGAUUCGAGGCCGCUCCAUUAGCAAAGCCCACCGCCGUCGAGAACCUAGAGCGCGCCCGGGACAAAAUAUCCCAAUCCCCCGCCCCGACGCCCCUAGCCGCGCCAUCCGAGCACGUCACGGAAACAAUCCCCUACCAGCCCCCCGCGCCCGCCGCCGGUGUCCCGCAACAGACCACCACAGCCGCCCCAAGCCCCGCGCAGGAUACCACCACGACCACCGGCACUGCAGGCACCGCAGGACGUCCGACGCCGAGCCCAAGUCCGGCUGCUGCGUCGUCCAGUAAGGCAGCCCGCGGGGCGCCCGAUUCCGCGAAGCCGAAGCGCACCCCGUCGCGGAAGGAGAGCGAGGCUAAUGAGUUCUGGCCGGCUAUGUACACGUCUUCGCCCCGCCCCGCUGAGGUGGAGGGUGAGGUGGAGAGUAGGACUCAAACUCAGAAUCUGACUCGGACAACAUCUGCGCCUUCCACCCGCGCCCCUGCCCUCGCAUCACCAGCACACAUCCCAUCCCCCCUUCCCACCCACCCCACCACCGCCACAUCCCCCACCCCACCUCCUCCCCUCUGCAGCCCCUCCCCCCGCUCCCAAGGCCGCCCGACCUCCCCGCCCCCCCUCGGAAACGCCUUCCCCCUCGCCCCCCCCGCCCGAACAUCCGCCCCGCGCUCUGCAGCAGACAGCACAGACCCCGGUUAUCUCCCCGCCGAAGACACGGUGGAUGGGUUCAUCAACCCCUGGAGUCGGGCUGCGCGGCUAAACAGCGUUAAGUCACCUGCCGCUAGUACUGCUGUUAGCACCGUCAAGUCCCCCGCUACUAGCACGGCGGCUGUCAGCACGGCGCCAUCAAACCCCUUCGCCACCCCCGCCGUCCGCAGCACCAGCAAAGCCCUUCCCGCGCGCCCCAACCCACCCCGCCGAGAAACCCAUCAACACCGGCCCCAACCGGGAGAAAAACCCGUUCUUCCCCCCCUCCGCCCCGUCAUCUACUGAUGGCGAGACAUGCUCCACCCAUUCCAAGAUUCCGAGGAAGCCGGCGCCGAAGAAGGUGCCAAGGCUGGAUGGGAUGGAGGAUGUUAGGUUGGAGGAGUUGCCGGUUGGGGCGCCGGGUGGACGGGGGGUGAGGACGCCGGGGAGGUUUCCGAGUUUGGAGGUUAGGGCGCCGUGGAGGAUGAGGGUUAGGAAUUGGGCGAG